CACGUUACUUUUUCAGACACACGUAUCUUAUAAUGCACUCCAUACGUUCAAUGAUAAGUUUUAUAAUCAGUUUUAUUUUUAUAUUGUUACAGUGAAAAAGUCCGAGUGAAGUAACGAAAAUGUAUUUUCUGCUGACAAUUUCGUUUUUAAAGUUUGUGGGCGUUACGUUUGCUGCGCCACCGAAUACUUUAGAGCAUCCGUCAAAGAAUGAGGUGAAUCCAUAUGAUUUUCCCUUCGUCACCCGUUCAGAGUGGAAAGCAAGGAUGGCCAAGCAGACCCAACCGUUAAAAACACCUGUGCCUUACGUAGUGAUCCACCAUUCUUACACACCUGGAGCUUGUACAACGAAAGUACAGUGCAUAAAAGCAAUGCAGAACAUGCAAAACUUUCAUAUGGAUGAUAGGGACUGGUGGGAUAUUGGAUACAAUUACGCCGUUGGCGGCGAUGGAGCGGCUUACGAAGGUCGUGGCUGGGACAUUCUGGGUGCGCACGCGCUGCAUUUCAACAGUGUCAGCAUAGGCAUUUGCAUCAUUGGCGACUGGAGAUCUGAACUACCGCCUAAGCAGCAACUGGAAACGGCGAAAGCGUUAAUCGCCGCUGGAGUGAAACUCGGCCGAAUAAGUUCCGAGUACAAACUAGUUGGCCAUAGACAAGUCAGGGAUACAGAGUGUCCAGGGGACGCUCUCUACAAUGAAAUCAAGAAAUGGGACCAUUAUUCCGACCAUCCUACCUGUACAGGUGACUUGCUCACAAUGCCUGAAAUAUCUGACAAAGUCAAAGACGUCAUACUCGGGAAUAGCACAUACGAUGAUUAGUUAAGAAUGUGCUAACUCGUAGUUUAUAACAACCGGUUAGACUAAAAGUAAUUUGCGGGUUUACCACACAUUGAACAUACCUUGUAUUUUGAAGUAUCUUAGAUAUUUAUGCACAGUUGCAAGUGCCAUGAUCACGGAGUAACUGAAGUUAUUGCGGGUAAAGUGUUAUUGGCAGACACAUCAGUUUACCCUCUGUCCAUGGAGGUUAGAGAGAAGGAGAACGAUCGCUACGUGCUAAAGCAUUAGCCCGCUUGUCCCUGAAAAUUUGUAGAAUUUAUAGUUCAUUUUUCAGCCACCAGCCGCGCUGACGUCGGUAAGUAGUAUCUGUGAAGUUAGCUGUUUAUGAGUACAAGUAGAUGAAGUUAGUUGAAUAAUGUACAAAUUUUCUUCGCGGCAUUGGUCAUUUCAAAUUAGCGCACAACAGCUCGCUUUUAUUGAGACAACUUAGCGAUCGCAGCGCCUCAUUUAUUUUGUCCAUAUUUCUGGGACACUAUUGUCUACAGCGAUAGCAGCCUUCUCUCAAACCUCCAUACCUCUGUCGUAUACUGAUAAAAAUCCCGUUAAUUACUCUUAAAUUUUAGUGAUCAUAAAAGUAUAAAACAAUAUACCGGUAUAAAGUCUGUUUCUUCUUGCUUUGCUUUAUAAACUUUACAUUAACAUACUUCACAUAACUCUGAUCAAAUAUUUAUUAACACAAAAGCACAUAUCGCUUAAUACACGUCGAUUUGUACUGUGUACAAAAUGAGGAUCUGGCGAACAAAACUGUAUAAUUACAUAAAAUUAAAUAAAUCUACAUGAGCAGUAAAAAACUGAAAGACCCACCUACAGUGAGCAUUUGGCAUGAUUUUUAAUUUAUUAAUUUUAACACUGUUUUUGGUGGUUAUGAUUGAAAAUAAGUUAAGAUUCAAAUUCAGCAAGCCCAAAACCUCAGGACUGUAAAAAAAAGUAUUUUGACCAGAUGCGCAGUUAUACCGUUUUGUUCGCCAGCUCCUCAAAUAGAAUAAGAGCUAUGAACAAAAGAUUAUAAUUAAAGUAAGAAAUCAGGACAAUAAUAUUAGGUCUUCUAUUAUAUUUUCGUAAAAAAAUAUUUAUUUGACCAUUUUGUUAAAGGUUUUUAAUACUUAUACUGACAUGCUUUCAAAUUAACAAAUAGCAGCACACAACAAUAAAAGGGGUGAUGACGGGCUGAGAUAAAUGAAAUUAUAUUUAGUCCGUCCGUCAGUUACAUUAUUAAAAAAUAAUAAACAGUUUUUUUUACAAUCAACCAAACAAUUACAAAGAUUAAGCGGUAAGUGGGCUCGUGACGUCACUUCUAAGUAAAAAUUGUACCAACACGUGACGUCAUGCGACAUUUCAAAUCAAUAUAUCUGUGUAAUUGUUUGAUUUUGGUGUCCAAUACUUUUUGAUAAUCUACCUAAAAGGCGAAGAAAAUAAAAUAAGUCAUCGUCCCUAUUGUUAUCUGUGUGAAAUUUUAAACAUCUUAAAUUACUAGCAAAUAUAAACUCAGUGAUGUAUUAUCAUGAAACUAUAACCUAGUCAUUGGGUGUAACAUUCAAAUUCAGUUGCAGCAUUACAGUAUUAUUUAAUAUGUACUAUAUAUUAAAUAAUAUACACAAGCAAGGGAUCUAGUUAUUUAAAACCAAGAUUUAUAGUGCUUGAUAUAGGAUUUCCAAUAACUUGAUGCGUUUGUACCUACGUAAAUAUUUUUCAAUGAUUCUAUUGUCAUUCAUACUUAUAAUAGAUAAGUAAAACUAAAACAAUUUGUUGUAGAAUUCCAACGCAUUCGUCAGAUUAAAUUAUAGCCUGUAUUUUUCUGACCAGAAGCGGAGUAUGUAUGUAAGCCUAACCCUGCCUGGCCUUAUGCAUGCUUUAUUGACAUUUUAAAAAGUUUUAUCUUAACAUUCUCUUUAUCCAGAAACUUCGGCAAUUUUCCGGAUUGUAUUUCUAUAUUUUGUCUCUAUCGCUUGUUUGGCAUCUGACAAAGAGAGAACACAACUUAUAGCUCCUAUAAAUAUAUGAACGAAUGUUUUUGAAUAAAUAGACUGUUGUGCGAAGUACUAACAAAAAACUCGCCAGUAUUUUGAGUAUUUUUAUCUCUCAGCCUUCAUAGCCGCAACAUUAUCAUACGAUAAAAGUAAUUUAUCGACUCGACAUCUCAAAUCCAUUUAUAUUUUACAUUAUAGAUAUCUCAUAUCGAUAAAUCGAUCUAUAAUUGAUUUUUAUUUAAACGAUUUACUGCCCGAUUCUUAGUUAAAUUAGUUAGUAAUUUUUUUAUGAAAUGCUAGUAGUUACGUUGAAAAUGUCCUGUAUUUUUUAUACAUCAUAUGCUAAGGAAAGAGGAUAGAAUUCCGUAACUCCUGCAGCGUAUGUGAGCAAGCAGAGGCCCAUGCACGAUACUAUUACGGAGCUGUCAAAAUUCGCGCUUUGGCCUCUGUUGAGCUUUACAAACACGCCUCAAUCUAAACAGGGAUGUGCAAUAUUAUGUUUUAAGAAAUAACUGUAUAGAUGUAUUAUUGAAUAAUAUAAUUCUUGUUCUUUUUCAAAACUUAGGAUUGGAUCCGACCCGGUAAAAGUGAAGAUUAUGCAAGCCACUAAACAUGAGUGGCUGAUAAAGAGAACUUAAAAUUCCUACUACACUUAAGAAUGCAUGCAUAUUUUCUAACUUAGUUAUAUGUACGUAAUAGUUGAUGAAAGUUGUUUUUGCAAUGUCUAUAAGUAAAUUAUACAAAUAAGUAUAUGCUAUGAUCUUCUGAAGUUAAAGAUACGUCAUACACGCUUCUAAUUUGGCAAUACGAAAGUCAGGUAAUUGCCCGAUUUGUAUUCAGUAGGGCACGCUAUCUCGCCGCGGCUACACUUCGCUACAACGUGUAAAUAUUUAACGUUUUUCCAGAUAGAAACCCCUAUGUGUGUUUUAAGAUAGUACACAAAUUAUCAUGGAACUAUUAGAGACAAGAAAAACGUGUCAUUUCAUUUGUAAGUACAGUUUUUUUGGAAAUUAAUGUAAAAAUAAAUAAAUAAUUUAGUAAUUACUUAUUUUGACAGUAGCUGACACCGUUCACACGUGAAGGCUAAAGAGAGAAAUGUAAUAUGCACUCGUGCCAUUUUAAAAUGCAAUAAUAUUGGCGUAUAACCUGUCUUUAUAUUGUACGACAUUGAGUAUAUGUAUAAUAUACGUAUGUAUUAUGAUAGAUGAAUUAGACUUUGUUAAUUUUAAUAUUGUAAUUUUUGUUCGCGUAGAUUUAGUAGCAUCAAUUAUUGUAGUCUUUUUAAUUUAUUCUAGUUGGUAAGGGUACAGACAGCCACAACUGAACUCCCAAAUAUAUCCAAUCUACUUUGAACUUUAUUACUCAUAUCCAUUGUUAAACUUAUUGGAAAAAAACAACACUUUUUGGUAAUGUUACUGACUGUACAAUGUUAUCCUUUGAAUAAUAUUAUUAAAAUUCCGUUUGUCUCAGAACUUAUAUCAAUAGAUUUUCUAUUUACAUCACAUUUGUGUGUAUUGUGGAAAUGUACUGUGAACUUCAGCAGAAAUGAUAGUGUAACUACAUUUCUUAUUUUAAUUUUGUUAGUUUAUUAAUACUUAAAACUUUUUUUGAAUACAGUUUAUAGAUUAUACGACGUGAAAGCUGUUAGCGAUGAUGUUUAAUCGUAGGUAUUUCUUACAUGGCGAACAAUCUCGAUUUAAAGUGCAAUAUUAUUAAUUAAAACUGCUAGUUUUCAUAGAUAUAAGUCCAUAUUUAUAAGUACUUUCAUAGUCCGAUUCAAACUUAACGGCGGCUUUGUAGUUCGCGCAAGACGCGGCAGUUUCGUUUACUGCUUAGUAGCAGUAAAAGGAGAUCCUGUAUGUCCAUCUCUUUUACGUGUAUAGUGCUGUCCCGCAUUCUGGAUUCAGCAAGAUGGAUAGUGUGAAAGAGACUUGUUGAAAGCUUUUUUGAAUCGUUCAAUAUUUUUUCCUACUACUGAUACGUCCUGCGUUUAUAACUUAUGUGUUUUAGCAGCAGCUAUUUUUGUAAAUUUUUAUAGUAUUAAGAUCAGAUAAACGAAAAAAUAUUUAUAUACUUUUCAUAAAAAUAAAUGUUUUUAAUUGUCACGUGUGUAGUUUAUUUAUUAAUUUUAAUAUAGAAUGCAACCCGGUGAGACUCAAACUGGC
Molecule: messenger RNA, 4965 nt
Organism: Chilo suppressalis (striped riceborer)
Lineage: Eukaryota; Metazoa; Arthropoda; Insecta; Lepidoptera; Crambidae
Source: the annotation of a GenBank genome assembly